Molecule: messenger RNA, 1698 nt
Organism: Penicillium riverlandense
Lineage: Eukaryota; Fungi; Ascomycota; Eurotiomycetes; Eurotiales; Aspergillaceae
Product: rhomboid protease PCP1
Exons: 5
Cellular component (GO): membrane
Molecular function (GO): serine-type endopeptidase activity
Source: RefSeq, a predicted model, not a curated record
AUGAGCAGCGCAGUGUGUGCCACAUGGCGAAUUCCGUGCUCGGGGCUCCAAGCCUCGAGAACGCUGCCCUUAGUGACGCUGGGCCCUGCCAGUCGCGAUCUCCGCAUUGCUCCGCCUUUGCGCCUAUCCUCAAACAUAUCUAGACGUCCCUUUGGCUCACUAUACCAUUUAUUCCGCACAGAGUAUCGACCGACACGACCCUCAAUUUACCCACCAUGUCGUAUCCGGACAACCGUCCCUAGCAGGACGCAGACGACCUCGACCUCUCUUGACCCCAAACCGAAGAAACUGCGUGACGACAACAGCUGGGAGGAUCCGUUCACCAAUACCGAGAUCAAGAAAAUAUUCGGACAUACAAGGAAGAUCUCGCCGAAAUUGGGCAACCGGGUUCUGGCGCUCCUGCACUCUCGUCGCUUGUCUGGCACGCUCGACAUCAACCUACCUGCCGAAGUUACCCGCACAGUCCCCCAAUCCCAGAUCGAUAAGGCUUUGGAAUGGCUUCGUGAAAACUAUCCCGUUGACGAGGAUGCAUGUAUCAUGCAGCGGAUCGAGAGGGAAGAGCGUGAGGAUGAAGAAAAAUUCAACUACCACCCGCAAAGCGGUUCAUAUGGAGCCCAGCUUGGUGAGCAGAAUGAUGCUUACGGGAGGAGUGUCUUUCAGAAAAUGCGGGAGAAAAAUGAGAAGCAGUACCUUGAAGAAGAAGAGCGCAAGCGCAAGGCAUGGCUGGAAGGCGAAGGCCAGGAGUAUGAGCAGAUGCGACGUCUAGUGAAGGGGAACACGAAAUUGCAGAAGUUUGAAGAGGCAGCUGUUGUAGAGGCUCGCCCGCGCGCGGAUCCCAGUGUGAAUCCAUAUCUGGCCUGGCGCCAACGACUUCACAUCGAGUCUGUACCCAACCAGGUCGGGGCUGUCGAUUUGACCACGUCUCAACGCCUUCUCAUGCCUCUGCUCUUUUCUUUUCUCACCCUCGGCCUCUGUUACGUCUUCGCUCAAAACUACGAGCCUCCCCAGCGGCAGGACCGUCUCUGGCCGGAUGUACCUCCAGCCCUGGCGACUGUUGGGACCAUCGUUGCAGCCAAUAUCGCUGUGACCGUUAUGUGGAGACACAUCCCCCCUUCAUGGAAGUUGCUCAACCGAUUCUUUGUCAUUGUUCCCUUCUACCCCCAUUCCGUCAGCUUGAUUGGAAGCAUGUUUAGCCAUCAGACCUUCAAGCAUCUCUUCACGAAUAUGCUUGUUUUGACAUUUAUGGGAACCCGAGUUCACGAUGAACUCGGCCGCGGAAACUUCCUGGCCAUCUAUCUGGCCUCCGGAGUGGUGGGCUCGAUGAUGUCGCUAACGAAUUUUGUCUUGUUGGGCCAGCUGGGCAUGUCCUCCCUCGGAGCGAGCGCAGGGACUAGCGGUAUUGUUGCUGCAUGGUGCAUGUUCCAUUCCAACGACAAAGUUACCCUGUGGAUUUUACCCCGCGAGUGGAGAGAUGCCAUCUGGACCCACGGCUGGAUAUUUCUUUCUGGCCUAAUUGCAGUUGAGGUUCUCAGCAUGGCAGCCCCUGCCCGUCUCUUGUCGUUCUAUCCCUUGUCGCGGCUACUGAAGAUGGACCACGUCGCUCAUUUGGGUGGUUACCUUACCGGUGCGGGGUGUGGGUAUGCCUUGUCUAAGACCCAUCCUCCGCGGAAAUUUGUUUCCAGAGCUUUGCCGGCAACA